CAUGUCCGAGAAGCAGCGCUCCGGCCACUGCUGCGCUCCGCUCCACUUAGUUCCCCCUUUCUCCCCCCUCUUGAUCACAUUUUGCUUCGGUUGUGAGAAACAGAGGAUCCCUCGGAUCCCAACUCAAGAUCUCGAAGCCCCAGCUCUGCAGUUGUCUCCCAGGCUUGCCAGAGAUCUCUGUCCUUUUGGUUUACUAAGGUCACAUUGAGCCAUAGAUGGCAAUCACAGGUACCCAAAAUCCUGUAUCUGGUGAAAGUACCUGUGGAUCUUUGCUGCAGCAGUUGCAGCUAAUCUGGGAUGAAGUUGGUGAGAGUGAAGAGGAACGUGAUAAAAUGCUUCUUCAACUAGACCAGGAGUGUUUGGAUGUCUACAAGAGGAAAGUUGAUCAUGCUUCAAGGUCAAGGGAUGUCCUUCUGCAGAGCUUGGAUGAUGCGAAAGCUGAGCUUGCGAGACUUCUUUCUGCCCUUGGAGAAAAGACCAAUGUCAACACUCCUGAGAAGUCAUCUGGCACAAUCAAAGAGCAGUUGGCAGCUAUAGCACCAGCAUUGGAACAGUUAGGCAAGCAGAAGGAGGAGAGGAUGAAGGAGUUUGCUGAUGUACAGUCGCAAAUUCAGAAAAUAUGUGGUGAAAUUGCUGGCAAUUUAAAAAUUGGAGAACUGGUGGGGACACCUACAGUUGAUGAGGAUGAUUUGUCCUUGAAAAAGUUAAAUGAGUACCAAACCCAACUUCAAGAACUUCAAAAAGAAAAGAGUGAUAGGCUGCACAAAGUUCUUGACUUUGUAAGCACAGUACAUGAUCUCUGUGCUGUAUUAGGGAUGGAUUUAUACAGUACUAUAACUGAAGUUCAUCCCAGCUUAGAUGACUUUCUUGGUGCGCAAUCCAAGAGCAUUAGUAAUGAUACCUUAUCAAAGCUUGCUAGGACAGUUGUAGCACUUGAAGAAGAUAAAAAGAUGAGACUGCAAAAGCUUCAACAAUUAGCAACUCAGCUUUCUGAUCUUUGGAAUCUGAUGGAUACCCCUAUGGAAGAACGGAGUCUGUUUGAUCAUGUGACCUGUAAUAUAUCUGCUGAAGUAGAUGAAGUCACUGUGCCAGGAGCUCUUGCCCUUGAUCUGAUUGAACAAGCUGAAGUUGAAGUUGAAAGGUUAGAUCAGCUAAAGUUCAGCAAGAUGAAGGAAAUAGCUCUAAAGAAACAAAGCGAACUCGAAGAUAUUUAUGCCCGUGCUCACAGAGCAAUUGACUCAGUGGCUGCCCGGGAGAGAAUAAUCGCUCUAAUUGACUCGGGAAAUGUCGAACCGUCAGAAUUAAUAGCUGACAUGGAUAAUCAUAUACUGGAAGCCAAAGAAGAGGCCUUGAGCAGAAAGGAAAUAUUAGAUAAGGUAGAGAGAUGGAUGUCAGCAUGUGAAGAAGAGAGCUGGCUAGAAGACUACAACCGGGAUGAAAACAGGUAUAGCUCAGGCAGAGGUGCACAUUUAAACCUCAAGCGUGCAGAAAAAGCUCGUAUUUUGGUUAAUAAAAUUCCAGCUCUUGUUGAUACUCUGGUGGCAAAGACCAGGACAUGGGAAGAAGAUCGUGGCUUGUCCUUCAUGUAUGAUGGUGUUCCACUUCUAGCAAUGCUAGAUGAAUAUGUUGUGCUCAGGCAUGAAAGAGAGGAAGAGAAACGGAGAAUGCGGGAUCAAAAGCGUUUCCAUGAGCAACUAAAUACAGAACAAGAGUCUCUCUUUGGUUCAAGGCCAAGUCCAAACCGACCUCCUGGUCCAAAGAAGGUUGUGGGCCCUCGUGCAAAUGCAGGUGCAUCAAAUGGCGCUGCCAGUCGAAGAUUAUCCCUGAACACCAAUCAGAGUGGAAGCAAUGGUUCCAGAUCCACAAGCAAGUCCAAAUCACCACGGCCGGUGGCUCCGGCAAAUUUUGUGGCCAUUGCAAAAGAGGAUGCAGUUUCCUUUGUGUCUAGCAGUGAGCCAGUUCCUGCUUCACCAUGACUUCAACCAAAAUGUAUGAUAUAGGUAGCUUAUGCGAGUAAGAUCAAUAAUAGCAGUUUGUGUAGUUGGUUGAUGUGUGUUAUGUAAUGGAGGAGAGUAAUUACUAACUGGGUGAAGUUGUUCAUUACUCUGCAUGAGAGGUUUUUAAUAAGUCAUCCUUUACGGGGAGGCUCUGUUUGUUCUCAAACUUCUAAUUGAUGACUCUACAUAAUUAUAAUGGAUUAUUUAAUUUUCUUAGUCUCA
Phoenix dactylifera (date palm) is the source of this 2219-nucleotide messenger RNA. Its product is annotated as 65-kDa microtubule-associated protein 1-like. Lineage: Eukaryota; Viridiplantae; Streptophyta; Magnoliopsida; Arecales; Arecaceae. Gene Ontology annotation, biological process: cytokinesis by cell plate formation; microtubule cytoskeleton organization. Gene Ontology annotation, cellular component: spindle; cytoplasm. Gene Ontology annotation, molecular function: microtubule binding. The record is from RefSeq and is a predicted model, not a curated record.